GGUAGGUUGAGUCUAGAAGGAUCGAAACAUAUUAUACGCCAUAUUAGAUAUCGACCUUUGUUUGUAGCAACUUCAAGCGUUAGCAUCGUUUCUCUACUUUUGUCGUGUACUCUGUCUUUCCCUGUCCGCGGUCCGUGUCUCUUCUCCGGGUCAGAAAAAUCAUUUAUUUUUGUGCAUUAAAUUUGUUAUUGAGUGCGAUUGGUCGACGUGAAAGGAGGAACCACUUUGCGGUGGUUGCCUAAGCUCUAAUAGCCGAGCAUAAAAGACAUACUACGAUGGUCGACUACUACAGGAUUCUCGAAGUACAACGGACUGCUACCAGCAGUGAUAUAAAAAAAGCAUACAGAAAAUUAGCAUUGAAAUGGCAUCCAGACAAAAAUCCCGAAAAUUUGGACGAAGCGAAUAAGAGGUUCAAGGAAAUAUCUGAAGCAUAUGAAGUAUUGAUAGACGAUGCGAAGAGACGAACCUACGACCAGCGAUUGUAUCAGAAGGCGUCCUCGAGGCCAGGCCGUGGAUUCACCUUCCGGAGUUACUUUGACUCUCCCUUUCAACGACACUUUGAAAAGAAAAGGCGUGUUUACGAUCAAUAUGGAAAGGAGGGUCUACAGAUGAACGGUGGCAAGAGACGUCAUGAGAGUGACUUCAGGCCAUUGUUUACCACUUUCGUCUUUAGGGAUCCGGAGGAGGUCUUUAAGGAAUUCUUUUCCAACUCGUCCUUCGAUGAUCCUUUUGCUGGCAUGUUCGGGCCUGGUGUUCGUCGAGGACCAGGUAGAAAUGGUUCUAACAACAGUUUGAACACGUCGUUAUUUGGACGUCUGGGUUUUCAUUCGCCGUUCGACGAUGUAUUUGAAGGAGCAACAUAUUGCAAUUAUACUUCGUUUGGCACGUUUACUGGCUUCGACGGAACGACAGGUGGUGGAGCAGCAAUAAAAACCAGUACAUCGACACGUUUCAUCAAUGGGAAAAAGAUAACCACCAAAAAGAUAUACGAAGACGGGAAGGAAACCAUAAUGUCAUACGAGAACGACGUCCUAAAAUCCAAGACGGUGAACGGAGUACCACAGUCAAUAACGUUCGACGAAGUAUCGACAAGUCGUCAAGUCGCUGAGGGGAUCGAUGAUGUUACCGUGAUUAGCCAGACCGUAAAAAUACAUCAUGGUGAUUAUCCAAAGGGUAGCAGAAACAAAACCCAUCAUCACCCACAUGUCAAGAAGGUGGAUAAGGGUAAGAGAAAGUAAAAAGACGCGCAUCGUCAUUUCUCUGCGCUUCAGGUUCCUUUCCUCAAUAAUUAUUAACGAUCGAUUGGGUUGCGGUACGAUGGACUUGAUGUAAAUUUUUCUUUUUUAUCGCUAUUAUUAUUAUUAUUAUUAUUAUUAUUAUUAUUAUUAAUAUUAUAAUUAUAAUUAUAUUAUUAUUAUUAUUAUUAUUAUUAUUAUUACUACUACUAUUAAUAUUAUUAUUAUUAUUAUAAUUAUAAUUAUAUUAUUAUUAUUAUUAUUAUUAUUAUUAUUAUUAUUAUUAUUAUUAUUAUUAUUAUUAUUAUUAUUUACUACGGCAUCGCGUCUGUUGUCGCUUAACGAAGGAAAGUUCCACAUAAUUAAUAUAACGGAUAUAUAUCAGACUUAAUAAUCGUAUCUUGUGAGAGUGAUGUUCGGUGAAAAAAAAAAAGAAAAGUCUGUAUAGAUUUACAUAUCUAUACGAUUGGAAGAAUAAUAAAAUAAUAAAAUUAAUGUCGAGAUUAGAAAUAGUAAUAUACUUAAAAUUUCUGAUUGUAAGAAAAACGAUGUAAUAAUAACGUCUGCAGAUAGCAUUCUAGAGUCGAUUAUAUAUAUAUAAUUUUAUAUAUUAAUUAUAUAUAUAUAAUUUUGUUUUUCUUUUCGGUUGCUUCGUCGACCUUCAUUUAAUAUCAUCAUUUAAAAUCAAUGUUUAAGGAUUAUAUUAAAAUAAUGAAAUCAUUUGUUCUAAAAUUAAAAGAAUCCAAAUGAUUUAUCGUAUGUUUUACUUAAAAAUUUAUUUCAUUUUAAUUGUCAGAUAUAUCUAUAUAUAUACAUACAUACAUACAUACAUACAUACAUACAUACAUAUACAUACGUACGUACAUAUAUAAUAAGCGCAUCAUUCUCUCGAGUGUGUUAAAAAUCGAGUAAGAUACGUCGUUAAAUUUCAGAACUGAUAAUUAUUAUUAAAUUUUAAGCUCUUAUCACAAGUAUCGCCGUGUCACCAUUAAAAAUUUAUAAUUUUAAGUUUUAAACAUUGAAUCGGUCAAGUGCGUAUAGAUAUUUCGAUAAGAAGACCCAUUGCUUUAUCAUUGCCUUAAAUAAAAAUUGUAUUGUCUCAGUAA
Molecule: messenger RNA, 2341 nt
Organism: Vespula pensylvanica (western yellowjacket)
Lineage: Eukaryota; Metazoa; Arthropoda; Insecta; Hymenoptera; Vespidae
Product: dnaJ homolog subfamily B member 6-like
Exons: 8
Coding region: 276-1238 (320 amino acids)
Cellular component (GO): nucleus; cytoplasm
Molecular function (GO): Hsp70 protein binding; protein folding chaperone
Source: RefSeq, a predicted model, not a curated record